GAAGUUUAUCUAUUUUUCGGAAAGAAGUUUAUUUUUAAUAAGUAGUAAUACUUAUUUGUCUUAUAAUUUGAACAUAUCCUAAAACAAUGCAGGAUGUGACAGCUCGAGUUUUUGCAGCCAUGCAAAAUUUAGAUAUAGCUGCUUUGUCCACAUAUCCACAAAAUGAGAUACGUCCUGUUUUGCCGGCUUUGGUGAGAAUGAGCCUUCUUUCACCUCUGGAUAAUACGGAAUCAUCUAUGGAGUCACGAAAGCAGAUAUUGGCUGUCCUAAUCGGCAUAGAAGUAGUUAAUAGCAUUGUGUCAUAUCUUCAAGUCAAUUAUCAUGAGUUAGAACCAGAAUUGAAAAAAGAACUCCAAGCCCGCCAAAAGUGUAUGUACUUUGAAGGUCAACAAUCAGAAUUUGGACUUCAAACGGGUAUAGCCUUAGGGUUUGAACGAGCGGAUGUAACGCGUAAAGUAAGGGUAGUGCUGUCAGAGAUAUUCAAUGUUCAAUGGUUAUUGACGGAACAAAAGGCAACAGUUCAAUCUGAAAUACUAGAUGAUGGUAUUUAUUUAGAGGAAGUAGUAGAUAUAUUGUGUAUUGCUUUAGCAGAGUUGCCGUCAUUGUUGAACAUAUUGGAAUUGACCGACACAUUGGUACAAGUACCAAAUGGUCACCGCAUCAUAUGCGCCUUAGUAGCCAAUUUUCCUGAUUGUUAUCGUGAUGUGGUAACGCAUGUCAUAGUCAAUUGUGACGAAGAAUCACCAGAGGGUAAACUUAAAUUGAACUUAUUAAUGGCUCUAAGCGAGAUAAAUCCUUUACAGUCUUUAUCUACGCGGGCAAUUUGUGUGGAAAUUAUGAAAGUGCCUUCGUUUAUGUUGAAAUUGUGCUUAAAAUAUCCACAAGAUUUGAUUGCUUUCUUGACAGGUAUGCUUUUAGGCAAUGAUCAAAAUGUGCGCACUUGGUUUGCGGAAUACGUCCACUCAAGUCAAAAACGGAAAAGUGAUGCUCUCAUUUUGGUUAGAGCUGAACUAUUAAAACAAUUGCAGAAUCUAAUACAAAUUUCAAAUACAGCCUCAACAAAUGUCGACGAAGAUUUUACUGUGCAAGGUGCUGUAUUAAUGCGUUUGUAUUGUGCCCUGCGUGGCAUAGCUGGAUUAAAAUUUAAUGAUAGCGAAAUAAACGCUUUAGCCCAUUUGGUUACAAGUCGUCCGCUGCCUUCAACUUCAGGGAUGCGUUUUGUUUCCUUGGCCUUGUGUAUGUUAAUAGCAUGUCCGUCUUUAAUUUCCACUACUAUUUUGGAGACAAAGGCUGUUGAAUGGUUACAGUGGCUGAUCAAAGAGGAUGCUUUCUUUGGCAAACGUGCCGAUACUAGUACUUCGUUAGGUGAAAUGCUUUUGCUGCUGGCCAUACAUUUUCAUAGCAAUCAAAUAUCAGCAAUAGGUGAACUAGUGUGCUCCACAUUAGCUAUGAAAAUACCCAUACGACCUAACAGUACAAAUCGUAUGAAACAACUUUUUACACAAGAUCUUUUUACCGAACAAGUAGUGGCUUCACAUGCUGUACGCGUACCAGUAACCCCAAAACUGAACGCAAACAUUCCUGGCUAUCUACCCGUACAUUGUAUACACCAGUUAUUGAAGUCGCGUGCGUUUCUUAAGCACAAAGUUCCAAUCAAAUCAUGGAUAUUUCGCCAAAUUUGUAAUUCCGCCCGACCAUUACAUCCUGUAAUGCCUGCCUUGAUCGAGGUCUAUGUAAAUACAUUGAUUGUACCUAAUCCUCAGGGUAAAGUAAAUGUUGAUCAUAUGCAUAAGCCGUUCUCGGAAAUUGAAAUUCUUCAUAUAUUUCGUUCCAACAUUAACUGUAAUGUAUUAGGCGAAUUUAACGCAGUUCCAUAUCCAAAUAAUAACACAGAUAAUGAGGAAUUAUCUAAAUAUAAGGUCCAAUGUCAUUUAACAGCUCAAUUAUUGAUACUGUAUUAUUUGGUUUUAUAUGAAGAUAUACGCAUAGCUAACUUGUCAAAUGCUUCGUUGAGCGGUCGUAAAUUGAAGGAGUACACGAAUAACUUCCUGUCAGAAUUACCUAUGAAAUAUUUGCUACAGAAGGCACAACAAUAUCACAACGAUUACGCUGGUAUUUUUCAUCCUUUGCUCCGUUUAAUUAUUUGUAAUUAUCCUCACCUGAGCAUGGUAGAAGAUUGGCUCGAAGAGCAUUGUCUGCACAAUCAUCAACGUAUUACGGUUUCGUUGCCUGCCACCGUUAAACAAAUUCAACACUCCUUGCAAAUCGUGGAUUUCGAUCAAUUGGACUCUAAGCCUGGUAGAGCUUUGCCAGUUCUAACAGCUCUUUUGAAAUUACCAGCCGAAGAAUUAGCUAGAAACUCUGAUUUAAUUGUCAAGAAUUUACCAAAGGUAUUUCAACGUAAGGUGUCACGUUCCAUUAAAAACGUAUAUCUGGAUGUUUGGCUGCGUUUGAAUGCGGUAUUGCCAAUUAGUUUUUGGCGUAAGAGUCUUACUUCUAUUAUGGCAUCGGAAGAUCAUAUUAAUCGUUGUUCUUUCGUAAUGGAAAAUAUGCUGGAUCCACUGCAAGUGCUACGUUGCAGUCGCGAGAUAUUUUAUUGCCCGCACACUUUGAUAAUAUUACUGCGAAUUUUGCAAGGUAGUUUAGCCGCUUCUAAGGCUCAUCUAAAUAUACAAAUGCAAUCUAAGCAAAUGAUGGAUAAAAAUGGUCAAAUUCAAUGCGAUGCGGAUCGCGAAGAAUUGAAAACUGCUUUAAUUGCUUCACAGGAGAGCGCCGCUGUACAUAUACUAUUAGAAAUUUUGACUGACAUGUAUGCUCAUGGCUCGAGUCGCGUGGCUGCUCUGGAAUUGCGAGAAGCUCAAGGCAUUAUAUGCUCUUUCAUACACCAGUCUUUCAUAUCGGAACCUUCCCUCGCCAAAUUAGUGCACUUUCAAACUUAUCCGCGAGAAGUAAUACCAAUGAUGGUUAAAGGAGUACCUUCUAUGCAUAUAUGUAUUGAUUUUCUCCAUGAAUUUCUAAGUAUGCCCGAAAUGGAUAAACAAGUGUUUACUAUUGACUUAACUUCACAUCUAGUGCUAAAAUAUGCUAUACCAAAAAGUUUAAGUGUCUCGAAAUUUUGCAUAAAUACUAUACAAUCAGCUCUGUCUUUACUCUCUACCGAGGCUAAAUGUAAAUACUUAAGUCACGUACUACCAGCUCUGACACGUUUUGCCGAAGCAUUUCCAAUAUUGACCGAUGACUGCAUAAAUAUUUUAAUGCUGACCGGGCGUAGUUUAUAUUCGCAAAGCACAUUGGGUAUUAAUUCAACACAAAUGCAAUUAACUGCUCGUUCAAGGCAUAAAUGCUUUAAAGAAACGCAUCGUUAUAUAGCGAUGAUUGAGGAAGCUUUCGAAUCACUAAUAACGAAAAUCAUCAAUAAAGUGGAAUUAUAUUGAAAAUGAAGGAAAAACACUCGCAGUAGCAAAUAGGAAUGCGUAAGGCUUAGGCAUAAGUUUAUAUAUUUAGAAAAAAAUAUAUUUGUUAAGAUAGAUUUAAAAAUGAAAACGAUAUUUAUUAUUCGUUCCAAGGGUUAUAAUAACCUCAUAAUUGUAUAUGCAUGUACAUUAGAACUUAUAAAUUAAAAACUCUGUUAA
Molecule: messenger RNA, 3632 nt
Organism: Glossina fuscipes
Lineage: Eukaryota; Metazoa; Arthropoda; Insecta; Diptera; Glossinidae
Gene: IntS2
Product: integrator complex subunit 2
Exons: 3
Coding region: 87-3434 (1115 amino acids)
Biological process (GO): snRNA 3'-end processing
Cellular component (GO): integrator complex
Source: RefSeq, a predicted model, not a curated record